GUGGGCUGUGAGGCCAGCCCAGUUCCGUGCAGCGAGCGCCCCCCGCGCCCCGCUCCGUCAGUCCCGGCGCCCCCGCCCCGCGCCCGCCAUGCCCGAGCAGCUCAGCGUCGCCGAGUUCCUGGCCGUCACCGCGGAGGACCUCAGCUCCCCGGCCGGGGCCAAUGCCUUUGCCGCCAAGAUGCCCCGGUGCCGGGGGGCGGCACUGGCGCGGGAGGAGAUGCUGGAAGGAGACCAGGCCAUCUUGCAGAGAAUAAAGAAGGCUGUGCGGGCGAUCCACAGCUCCGGCCUUGGCCAUGUGGAGAAUGAGGAGCAGUACCGAGAGGCCGUAGAGUCCUUAGGCAACAGCCACUUGUCCCAAAACAGUCACGAGCUGUCCACUGGCUUCCUGAACUUGGCCGUCUUCACCCGUGAGGUGGCUGCACUUUUCAAGAACCUGGUUCAAAACCUGAACAACAUCGUCUCAUUCCCCCUGGACAGUCUAUUGAAGGGGCAACUGAGGGACGGGCGACAGGAUUCCAAAAAGCAGCUGGAGAAGGCGUGGAAGGACUAUGAAGCCAAAAUGGCCAGGCUGGAGAAGGAGAGGGACCGGGCCCGGGUGACAGGAGGGGCGCCUGGGGAGGUGGCCCAGGACACUCAGAGGGAGCGGCGCGUCUUCCAGCUGCACAUGUGUGAGUAUCUGCUGAGAGCCGGGGAGAGCCAGCUGAAGCAGGGUCCCGAUUUCCUGCAGAGCCUCAUCAAGUUCUUCCACGCCCAGCACAACUUUUUCCAAGAUGGCUGGAAGGCCGCUCAGAGCCUGUCCCCCUUCAUCGAGAAGCUGGCAGCCUCUGUACAUGCGCUCCGUCAAGCCCAAGAGGAGGAGCUCCAGAAGCUGAUCCGGCUCCGGGACUCCCUCCGAGGGACACUGCAGCUUGACAGCCGAGAGGAGACUCUGAGCCGGAAGAACUCGGGAGGCGGUGGCGGGGGCUACAGCAUCCAUCAGCACCAAGGCAAUAAGCAGUUUGGGACGGAGAAGGUGGGCUUUCUCUACAAGAAGAGUGACGGAAUUCGAAGAGUCUGGCAGAAAAGGAAGUGUGGAGUCAAGUAUGGCUGCCUGACCAUCUCCCACAGCACGAUAAACCGGCCCCCAGUGAAGCUGACCCUGCUGACGUGCCAAGUGAGGCCACACCCUGAGGAGAAAAAGUGCUUUGACCUGGUGACCCACAACAGGACAUACCACUUCCAGGCAGAAGAUGAACAUGAGUGUGAGGCGUGGGUGUCAGUGUUACAGAACAGCAAGGAUGAGGCCUUGAGCAGUGCCUUCCUCGCGGAGCCCAGCGGCGGUGGCCCGGGACCCUGGGGGGGCGCCGGGCUGGACGGGGAGCCCCAGGACCUCACGAAGCUGCUCAUCGCCGAGGUGAAGAGCAGGCCCGGGAAUGGCCAGUGCUGCGACUGCGGGGCUGCAGACCCCACGUGGCUCAGCACCAACCUGGGCGUGCUCACCUGCAUCCAGUGCUCGGGCGUCCACCGUGAGCUGGGCGUGCGCUUCUCGCGCAUGCAGUCCCUCACCUUGGACCUUCUGGGCCCCUCCGAGCUGCUGCUGGCCUUGAACAUCGGAAACACGCGCUUCAAUGAGGUUAUGGAGGCCCAGCUGCCCGCCCAAGGCGGCCCUAAACCCUCAGCUGAGAGUGACAUGAGCACGCGCAGGGACUACAUCGUGGCCAAGUAUGUGGAACACAGGUUUGCCCGCCGGUCCACCCCCGAGCCUCAGAGACUCCGAACUGCCAUUUGCAACCGGGACCUCCUGUCAGUACUGGAGGCCUUUGCUAAUGGGCAGGACUUUGGACAGCUGCUGCCUGGGCCUGAGGGACAGGCACCUGGAGAGCUUGCCCUGCACUUGGCCAUCAGAGUCGCCAGCCCUGCCUCCUUGCCCCUGGUGGACUUCAUCAUCCAGAAUGGAGGUCACCUGGAUGCCAAGGCUGCUGAUGGGAACAGCGCUCUGCACUGGGCUGCUCUCUACAACCAACCUGACUGCCUCAAGCUGCUGCUGAAAGGGAGAGCUUCGCUCGGCACAGUGAACGAGGCAGGAGAGACAGCUCUGGACAUAGCCAGGAAGAAGCAGCACAAGGAAUGUGAGGAGCUGCUGGAGCAGGCCCAGGCUGGGACCCUCGCCUUCCCUCUGCACGUGGACUACAACUGGGGAAUCUCCCCUGAGCCUGGCUCUGACAGUGAGGAGGACGAGGAAGAGAAGCGCUCUCCUCUGAAGCCCCCAGCCCAGGCCCGCUGGGCCAGCGGGAGGGUCGACCUCAGCAAUAAAACCUAUGAGACCAUCGCCAACCUGGGAUCAACUGCCCCUCAGAGCCAGAGUGAAGCCUGCCCCCCACCCUUGCCGAUCAAAAACCCUUCUCGGACCAUGGUCCAAGGGCGUGCAGGACAUGCCAGCGGAGAUCGUUCUGAAGUCCCCAGCCUGAGCUGUGAGCCGUGCAGGGCCCCUGAGAGCUUGGGCCGUCCAGCCUCCACCUCUUCCACCCUCACACACCCCGUGGAUGCUGCGGGUCCCAGCCAGACCCCACCCAGCUCUGAGGAGGGCCCCUCCCGACCCAGCCUGACAUCUGGAAGCACCCCUGCAGAGAUGUAUCCCCCGGUCAGGUUCAGCUCCGAGAGCACUCGCUCGUAUCGGCGGGGUGGGCUGGAGCCUGAAGACUGUCCCUCAGCCAGGCAGCCUCUGCCCACAAGGAACAUGCUGGUUGGCUUCACUGAAGGAGAGGACUCCAGGAGAGGUUCUCCUGGAAACUCUGCACAGCUUUUGCAAGACUAGCUCCUUGCUCGUCCUUGCAUGCCAGAACUAGCGCCCAUGUGGGACCCCAGUGUUCAGUGCUAGGACUUGAGUCCACAAAACCGGGGAAC
Messenger RNA from Neogale vison (American mink), 2883 nucleotides. It is a transcript of the gene ASAP3, whose product is annotated as ArfGAP with SH3 domain, ankyrin repeat and PH domain 3. Gene Ontology annotation, biological process: cell migration; positive regulation of GTPase activity. NCBI's taxonomy places the organism in Eukaryota, Metazoa, Chordata, Mammalia, Carnivora, Mustelidae. Gene Ontology annotation, cellular component: cytoplasm; focal adhesion. Gene Ontology annotation, molecular function: GTPase activator activity; protein binding. The record is from RefSeq and is a predicted model, not a curated record.